UAUUAGCUGGGACGCGGGACUAGCCCAGCCUUUUCUUCCGCGCGUUUGUGGAGGUUGGGUGUUUUCUGGGCCUGCGCGCCCAACGCGGGUUUCUGAGGCCGGGGCUGCAACCGAGGACGCCAACGGAGACCCGUGCGCAGAGCGGGCACAGGGAAACUACAUCACAUCUACCAGAUUUCAUAUGGUCAGAAGUCUGUUUAAAGCAAAGGACAAGUGACAAUUUUGAGAGGAGCUUGAAGACUAUAUAUCAAGAUGGAUUCUCACAAUUGUACAACAGUUUCUGAUUCAGCUUUGGAAAUUGAGAAUCAAAGUGACAGCUCUUCCUCUGGAAGCAGCUUAUUUAAAACUCAGUGUGUUCCUAAUCCACCUAAUCCACCUAAACAGAGGCAAAGAAACCCUAUUAGAAAAUAUAUUUACUCACCUGUAAGUAUUGAUACAGAAGAUUCAUCUAGUGACUCAUCUAUAGAACCAAGACCAUUGACUUUAAAAGCUAUUUUUGAAAGAUUCAAAAGAAAGAAACGUAAGAAGAAGAAGAAGAAGAAGAAAUACAAGCCAACUGGAAGAUCAAGGGGAAGACCAAAAGGAAGGAAAAACACUAGAGUCUCACAAAUAAAUAAGAUAAAAUUUAAAGACAAAGGGCCUGGUUUCCCAUUUUUAGAAGCAGAAAAUGGAAGAAAACCAUUACCUUGGAGAAAAAUUUUAACCUUUGAGCAAGCAGUGGCAAGAGGAUUUUUUAACUACCUUGAAAAAUUGAAGUAUGAAUACCACCUCAAAGAAUCCUUGAAACAAAUGAAUGUUGGUGAAGAUUUAGAAAGAGAAGACCUUGAUAGUCGUAGGUACAAAUACUUGGAUGAUGAUGGAUCUAUCUCUCCUAUUGAAGAGUUAACAGCAGAGGAGGAAAAUGCAACAAAUCUUGAACAUGAUGAAUGUGAUAUUAAAUUAGUGGAGAAUAAUUAUUUCAUAAUAAGUUCUGAAUUACCAAAGAAGAAGAAUGUGUAUUUGAAACAAGAGGAGUAUACCGAAGAAGCUGCUUUGCCUAAAAAGAAAGCAUCAAAAUCCAAAAAACAAAACAGUGGACAGAGGACAGAAUGCCUUGAAAAGGAAAUAGGAAUGUGAAUUCCUGACAAGGUAAACAGAAUCAAGAAAAGGCAACUUUUUAUAGGAAGUAAAAAUGAAAAAUGAGAAUGUAUAUUGCCAGCCUAAUGAUAAAGAACCUUGUAAGAAAAUAAAAACUUUGAACAAAGUUGUGCCACUCCUGAAGUAGUAACUUUUAGGAAACUACAGUGAGAAUAUAUUUGUAGGAAAUAAUCACUUGCUUAAUAAUAAAUAAUAAAGUCCUGUUUUGGCCUAUGGUGAUUUAUUUUUGGGUAAGUGAACUUAAAGGCGUCAUUUGAGUAUUGAAUCAAGGAAAUAACAUUAAUAACCCUGAAAAGAAUAUCUUGUUUGCAAUAAUUACUGAUUGACAACCAGCCACCCUCAGGGUACCUGAAAGCCUUGUUUUUGUUUUGUUCAAAUUUAGUGUGAUGCAUAGUACUGUAAUAACUUAGUAAGAUUCCUUUCCUAACUUUAAUACUUCAGCUGCCAUUUUCAUUAUACAGUAUGUUGAAGAUUAUGCUGCUCUCUGUUCUGCUUUUUUUUUUUGGUCUUUUUGCUAUUUCUUUGGGCCGCUCCUGCGGCAUAUGGAGGUUCCCAGGCUAGGGGUCUAAUCGGAGCUGUAGCUGCCAGCCUACGCCAGAGCCACAGCAACGCAGGAUCCGAGCCGUGUCUAUGACCUACACCACAGCUCACGGCAACGUCGGGUCGUUAACCCACUGAGCAAGCCCAGGGACCGAUCCUGCAACCUCAUGGUUCCUAGUCGGAUUCGCCAACCACUGCGCCACGACGGGAACUCCUGUUCUGCAUUUUUGAUAGCACUUGUGUUUGUUUUUGUUUCAUUUGUGGACAAAGACUUAGAUACAAGUGCAAAAAAUAAAUCCUCUUUUGCAACCCAGAACUCAUUGUUCAGUAUGAGUUUUGAUACAGAUAAGAAGGAACAUGAAGGCUAGAGCAGAUUUAAGUGGUUGCAGGGAGAGGGGAGGGGUGCAGAGGGUAUUGAUAAACAUAAAGGCUUGCCUUCUACGGCUACAGAAUUGAAAAUAUUAAAGCUUAAGAUAGAAGAGAAAUUAGCAACAUUGUUAGGUUAGCACUAUAGUUUUGAUGUUGCUCUUGUUGACAUGAAACAAAGAUGGCUUCUUGUUUUUAGGCUUUUAUCUUGAACACAAGUGAAUGGACUAUGGGUAUGUCUUGUGCUUCAGGUGAGUGGGUCAGAUUUGUCUAAAUGUGGUAUACUGUCAGAUAAUUUAAAAUGUCCACAGGUCUCAUUAAUGAAAAGUGUUUUUGCCAGUUAUAAAUUUCUGCUUAUGAUGUCUCAAGAUGCUUUAUGGUGAUACUGUGCCAGCUUCACACUGCCUGCAGGAAAGGGUCCCAGAACAUAAAUUAGACUGUUAGAAUCUUGGAUAUUCCCACUUGAAGCAUAUACAGCAUUUUUAAACCUCUCAUUACCCUGUACUAUAUAGUGUGUAUGUAUGCAUGACUGCACAGGAGAUAAGAUUUCCUAAAUCAAUGAUUCCUUAAUGGUCAGCCAUGUUAAUUAUCUUAUGUAUUUUUAUAGCCUAUAUCAUAUCAAAAAACUAAUAAAAAUGUCUCAUGUAUUCUUAAAAUUAAGGCAAAAAUUACAUUAAAAUAAGUGCAUAGGCAAAACACAUUGCAGUAUUCAUAAAAAUCAAGAUUUGGAAAGUUGCGUUGUGGCUCAGCAUUAGCAAACCCAGCUAGUAUCUGAGAAUGUGGGUUUGAUCCCUGGCCCAACUCAUUGGAUAAGGAUCCAGUGUUACUGUGAGCUUUGGUCUAGGUUGCAGAGAAGGUUCAGAUAUGGUGUUGCAUUCCAUCAUUGCUAAGGUUGUUAAAAAUCUCUUACCUUGUAAAUAGUUCAUGGCAAGGUUUCUUUAAAUUUCUUGAACAUCUUCCAGAAUGUUCUACAAUAUUGAACUCAUACAAGAGACUGAAGCAGAUCACAGCUCUUUUCAAAUGAUCUCUUUCCUGUGGACUUAUAAGCAGUGGUUGAGGUCUAUCCCGAUGGGGCUUUUUCUAUAAACCUACAUCGUUGGAAACGCCUCAUAGAGCAACUCUGUGGUUUCCUUUACUCAUAGAACUACAUGUUAGAUCUGUGGGGAAGAACUACAAGACAGCUGCUAAAUAAACUAUGAAAAACCUAACAGGGAAACCUUUUUUAUCUUAGGUAUUGGCAUAUCCCAAGGAUCUGUACUGUUGUAGGGUGUGAUAGUUUAGGUAAGUCUUAAUUGGUAACGGUGUGUAAUCUUGGUAGCUUUCCAGUUCAAAUGAUGAAUCUAACUGUUCAACUGCUGAAUGAUAACAGAAAUGAACUAAAAAACUUAUUCUGACAGAGCUGAGCAUAGCUAAAAAAUAGAUAUUGAGCUUAUAUUAGGUUUUAGUUUUUAAUCACAUUAAGUUCUCCAUAAUUUUAUUUGGUAUUUUAUCUGCAGGAGUGAAUGUGAUUUGAACUUAAUGCAUGUUUAGAAGUAAGUGGAAUAUUUAAUUUCUGUUCAAAUUUAUUAAGGAUUCAGAAGUUCUGAAAAGAUUGUAAAUUUUGAGUAUAGCAUCUUGUUGAGAUUACUAGUUAUUUAGGUAUAAGACAAUUACCAAGAUUUUGGCCAAAAAUAAUUGUACUUCACCUAACUGGGGGAAAAGGAAGAGAUUGCAUGUUGAGGGCUACCGAAUGAAAAUGCCUUUAUUAAACUAACAUAAUGUAUAUGUAGGUAUGUUAAAGGAGUAAGCAAUUUGAGCAACCACCAUCUUUGUUUCUGAUUCCCCUGCAUUGCUUCUGUGAUUUAACAGUUUGUAUGAUAUAGAGAAGGUCAAGAUAACGACUAGGUUUAUAAGUUUAAAAUUGAGUUAAUGUAGGAAUUCCUACAGCAAAAAAGAAGCGAAAAAGAAGCCUGAUGAGUAUUCAUGAGGAUCUAUCCGUGAUAGAUCCCUGGCAUCUCUUAAGUGGGUUGGGGGUCUGGUUGUGAAAUAGGUCGCGGACUCUGCUCACUUCCCAUGUGGCUAUGGCCAUGGUGUAGGCUGGCAACUACAGCUCCGAUUCUAACCCUAGCCUGGGAACUUAAAUAUGCUGUGGGUGCAGCCCUAAAAAGAAAAAAAAUUGAGUUAAUGUAUUUUCUUAUUGGAAUGACAGGAAUAAAGGCCAGAUUAUUUUGCUGUCUAAGCAAAUUAUGUGUGACUGGGUCACCUUAUUGUACAGUAGGAAAUUGACAGAACAUUGUAAACCAGCUAUAAUGGAAAAAAUAAAAAUCAUUUUUUUAAAAAAAACUUAAAUUUUUAGAGAUUUGUAGAAGUAAGUUUCUCAGGCAGUACCAAUGCAAACUUGAACUGGAGGGAUUUUUCCAGUUCAGUCAUAAUUGCACUGCAUGGUAUCUGCAUUCAGCAGUUUGUUUCUGCUGGGUGUUCAAAGAACAGUGCAAUAUAAAUUCAGUAUCUGGCAUCGUUGGUUUUCUUGGCUUUGUGCAAGUUAAGACCUGGUAUUUCUACUGAUACAGUAUUCCUAGUUUCUCAUAUUGUUUAACCCAAUCUUUGGUAGGAACUAAUAAUUUUCUUUUUUUCCAGGGUGUCUAAAAUUCACAACCAGGCAGAUACAUCUCUUCUGACCCUAAACAUGUAAGGCUUUCUAUUUCUGUUGCUUCUAGUAAGUCUUUUCUUUAUUGAUUGAAAGCAUAGCAAAACAGUAGAACUUCAGUACAGGUGCAGAAGAAGCCUUUUACAGUGUAUCUGUAAUUUUGAAAGAAAUUUCUGUAAAGCCUCAUUCUAGAUGAAAGUGGGCACUGUUGUCUGUGGUGUCCAAAAAUCAUUAAUGUGGCUACAUUGAGAAUACAGGUUUUGCUUCCAUCACAGUAAUCUUAUUACAGUGGUGACAAUGACACCUGUGACAUUUUUUUAUUUUUACUUUUUUGCUAGACUCACAAGUAAAAAUUAGGUAUAACAAGACCUUUCAACAUUAGGAAUGAUGGAGUAAUAUAUUUCAGACCAUUUGCCAAAAUAGCAGUGUUCUAUAUUUAACUUUUAGGACCCUACCUAAAGUGAGCUGGUUGAGUAAAUUGUAUCCCAAAAGUUAUAGGUAAGAGUCUUUUAUGUUAAAAUAAUGAAGGGGGGCGGGGCUAGAUGUUAAAAGGGCCAUUUUGUGCUCUUCUGUUUACCACUGAUGUGUGAUGUUAUGAUGAUGGGCAACAUGUUCAACUGCUCUGAAUGGGCUGAAUGAAAAUAGCCUUUCUGAACAUCAAUCCUUUUUUAAAAUUAUUUUUAUUUUCUUUUUAGGGCCGCACCCGCAGCAUAUGGAGGUUAGCAGGCUAUGGGUCAAAUUGGAGCCACAGCUGCUGGCCUACACCAUAGCCACAGCAACACACGAUCUGGGCCACGUCUUCAACCUACAUUAUAGCUCACAGCAAUGCCAGAACCUUAACCCACUGAGCAAGGCCAGGGAUUGAACCCGCAACCUCAUGGUUCCUCGUUGGAUUCGUUUCCGCUGCACCACAACGGGAACUCCAUAUUAAGCUUUAUUUUAAAACAGGUUAAGACCCUAAGUUUUAAAAAAAAGUUACCUGAAGUAAAAGAUGCUUAUUAUGGGGCGUUCCCGUGGUGGCGCAGUGGUUAAUGAAUCUGACUGGGAACCAUGAGGUUGUGUGUUCGGUCCCUGCCCUUGCUUAGUGGGUUAACAAUCCAGCGUUGCCGUGAGCUGUGGUGUAGGUUGCAGACGUGGCUCAGAUCCUGCGCCGCUGUGGCUCUGGCAUAGGCCAGCGGCUAUAGCUCCGAUUCGACCUCUAUCUAGCCUGGGAACCUCCAUAUACUGCAGGAGUGGCCCAAGAAAUGGCAAAAAGACAAUUAAAAAAAAAAAAGAUGCUUAUUACAACCAUUUGCAAUUUUAAACUGUGUCAUGUUAACACAUACUACUUGGGAGUUAAAUGCAUUUCUGAGAUACUUGGAACUCAGUCUCAACUAGUUGGAAAAAUGUAGUACCUUGUAACCAUUAAAAUCUUACUUUCCAUAGGUGGGGGAAUUUUGAAGUGAGUCCAUUAUUUCAUUGAUACUUGCAAAGCUGAACUAAACAACUGUGGCAAGUAAUUUUAUUUUUCCACUCCCAUUUUAUUUGUCAGGGUAUAUGGUCAUUACCAAGGCUCUUAGAAUGCAGUUUCUCAUUAGCUGUGGACAUGACCAUAAAAAAAUUUCCCGCUAGGUCUUAUUUCUGCUACUUUGUUUAGCAUUCAGCCUACUGGGAACAUUUUAUUAGCACUACUUGUAUGUUUAUUGUUUAGGUCAAUUCUGUUCCAAUAUAUAACAUAUAACAUGAGCCAUGUGAUUUUUCUAAUUAGAUUUUUAUAAUACCCAUACAUGGCUUGGGGCUGUUAUGGACAUUACAGGUUCCCCAGGGAGUGGCUUUAGAAGAGCAUCCCUGAAAAUGAAACCUUACUAAUAUAUUUCUGUUAUACAGGACUGAUAUGACGAAUGGUUCAUGUAUGCACCGAGCAAAAAUUCUUUUUAAAGGGGCUCCCUUGAAGAUAAUGACUGAAACAUUGAAAGGACCCCAAACAUUGGAGAAAGCAGUGGAAAGAAUCCUUAAAAGUUUAUUGACUUAAAUAAUUUUGUCUGUGCUACACAUAAAAAAAAACCUUUACACUUUGUACAGUCAGCAUGUAUUUUUGGCUCGAAGUUUCUCUAGUGUUUUCUGUGGAAGGAAAUAAUAAAUUUAUCAGUUGUAGGUA
Sus scrofa (pig) is the source of this 6806-nucleotide messenger RNA. The record is from RefSeq and is a predicted model, not a curated record. NCBI's taxonomy places the organism in Eukaryota, Metazoa, Chordata, Mammalia, Artiodactyla, Suidae.